CGGCCACAAAGUGGAAUUCUCACCACUAAACUACAGCCACUUUGUUGGUCAAUCUUGUUGAACGUAAUAGAGGUUUGAUACAAAGAAACCUUUUGUAUACAUCCUCCGUUACUCAUCUGUUCUUCACUAAAAAGCCUAACGCUUCACUAAUCCUGUUUUAAUUACUCCUUAGUCAUUUACUCUAGACCAGCCCCCACUAAUAGAACCUUUUAUUACUCUUAAUAAUCACACCACUAACUCCAAAAAAAUCAGUAUAAAUUCGAUCUAUCGCUAGCCCUCUCUGAUCGCACAACCAAGAAAUUUACAAAAAAAAAACAAAGCCACAGCAAUAAAAAAAAGAAUGGCUUCAAACACCACUUUCCUCUUCGCCACCGUGGCACUUCUUGGCCUCCUCCUCCUCCAAAUCACCACCGUCUCAUGCAGAGAUCUUCCAUCGGAGUCAACCAACAUAGCGGCGAGGCUCCAAAGCGGAGGACUAAUGGAUUGCUGGAACGCAUUGUACGAGCUUAAAUCAUGCACUGACGAGAUCGUUCUCUUCUUCCUCAACGGCGAAACCAAACUCGGUGUUAGUUGUUGUGAAGCCGUCGACGUCAUUACGACCAGUUGUUGGCCUGCGAUGCUCACUUCUCUCGGCUUUACAUCUGAGGAAGCUAAUGUCCUACGUGGCUUUUGCCAGGAUCCAAACUCUAGCGACUCUUCUCCAGCUGCUUCUCCCAAGAAAGCUUGAUUGUGAUAUUAUUAAUACAAGCAAAUGGCUAUGAAAAAAUCUUUUAAUGCUCGUGUUUUGUUUUAGAUCCAUUUAACUAUUAUCAAAUAAAAGAUUUAUCAAGUU
Molecule: messenger RNA, 832 nt
Organism: Brassica oleracea var. oleracea
Lineage: Eukaryota; Viridiplantae; Streptophyta; Magnoliopsida; Brassicales; Brassicaceae
Product: egg cell-secreted protein 1.4-like
Exons: 1
Coding region: 341-727 (128 amino acids)
Biological process (GO): double fertilization forming a zygote and endosperm
Source: RefSeq, a predicted model, not a curated record